Musa acuminata AAA Group (dessert banana) is the source of this 2321-nucleotide messenger RNA. RefSeq lists its product as uncharacterized. The transcript is spliced from 6 exons. Lineage: Eukaryota; Viridiplantae; Streptophyta; Magnoliopsida; Zingiberales; Musaceae. The coding region runs from base 174 to 2036 and encodes 620 amino acids. Gene Ontology annotation, molecular function: translation initiation factor activity; mRNA binding. The record is from RefSeq and is a predicted model, not a curated record.
ACCUACCGGCGUCACCCGAUCAUGCAUCGUCCAUCGUCAUCAUCCGCAGAAUAAAGAAUCCCUCUCUUCUCUCUCGCCUCCAAUUUGUAUCGGAGAGGACCCAAUCGGGAAGAAAGAGGAAGAAGAAGCAGAGAGGAGGGUCGGAGGAAGGGGGAGGAGAGAAGCAGAGCAAGAUGUCGAAGAAGAAGUCUUCUUUCAGCGGAUCGACGACGAUGACGCUCAAGGACUUUCAUGGCGGCUCCAUCCCGUCCCAGCUCCCCCUCCCCUCCGCCCCCGGCAGUAGCGCCUCCGCAAGGCCGCUCGAUCGGCCUGCUGCAUGGGGCACCACAGCAGCUGCAGCCUCUGGCAGGUCUGACCACCACCAUCACCUCCUCCGCCCCCGUCCCGGAUCUGCGGGCGCCGCCUCCGCCUCCGCCCGCGGCCUUGACGAGCGGCCUUCGGCCCUCCUGCCCCAUCCACCCCACAUCGGCCGUCACUUCGACGAGGACGAGCGAAAGCCCUUCGAUGCCUCCUCCGCCCCGCGCCGCACCCCCGUCUCACCUGACAACACCCUUCGCUCCCCACCGCCCUCCAGAUCUGACCCUAAACGCCCCAUCUCGAGCCCGGUGUCCACCCUUCCGGCCCCCGCCCCCGCCCCCUCCUCCGCCUCCGCCUUCGCCCCUGUCUCCUCGCUUCCUUCUCCGUCCGGCAACAUUGGCUCAACUGCUUGGGGUAUGAGGAAAGAGGUAGGAAGUGAGCCGCUGCCUCCGUUGCCGGCCCAACCCACCGCCCCGAUGUGGUCUGCUUCAAAGCUAGCACAAGCCAGCGCGGUUGAGAAGGUGUCAUCAGGCAGGUGGCAGUUGAGGACCCCCGAGGUGGAGAUUAUCAGAUCCCAGGAAACUGAAAAUUUGGAUAGGAGAUUUGAAGAGACGGCUCGAAUUGUGGUUGGUAUCGAUCCGGAUCGUGAGACGGAGAGGCCGAGAUCAGUCUCCUCUGUGGUGGCCUAUGCGGACGUCAAGGAGAGGAUUAUACAAGGAUCUUAUACGGAUAGGGCUUGGGAUCAGGAGAGAGUAAGAUCUCCAAUACAUCCUGAGAUGAAGGAGAGGAAUGUGGCAGGUUUCUCUUAUGAAGGGACACGGCCAGCAUCCAGUGAUGGGAGAUUUGGUGGAUCAAAGUUAUAUCAGCAAGGUGGUGUGGAGGUUUCGGAGCGUCCUAAGUUGAACCUUCUUCCGAGGAGAAAACCACAGGAAUCUCCAGACAUUCAGGCUAGGGAUUUUGAUGACAAGCAGGUAUAUCAAGCUCCUGUGAGCUUAGUGCAAGUGCAGAAUAUACAUGAAACUCAUGUGAGUAUGAAUCUGCCAACACAAGGAUCAGUUGGAGCAGAUGAGGGGAGUCGAGUAAUUGAGCGUCCGAAAUUGAUAUUAAAGCCUCGUACCCAGCCUAUCGAGCUGUCAGAUGGAAAUGCUGAUAAGGAGAGGCAAACUGUGUUUGGCGGAGCUCGACCACGAGAAUUGGUCUUGAAGGAGCGUGGAAUCAAUGUUGCAGCUAAUGAUGUUGACAUGAACACACCACCCAACAGGGCUAGGAAUGACCUUCCAAGGACUGAUUUAAAGAUUGAACCUAAUGCGACCAUCCAGCUUGGAGAUAGAGCUGAGAGGCUCCCUGUUGAACAAAGGACUGGCAAGGAUCUCGAGAGAAAAGGCUAUCAGCCAGACACUGAGAAAGUAGAUCUGCAGAAGGCUUCAUGGAGAAAUGAUAACCGGAAGAAUACCCGAGGGAACGAGAAACCACUUGAACAACCUCGUGCAGAUACUGACACCUGGCGCAAACCUAUCGAGCAACCAAAACCUGAUAUCCCGGCACCUCGCUUUGGGAAGGCAGCCUCUGCACUGGAGCUUGCACAAGCAUUUUCAAGGUCUGUAUCUGAUGCCAGGCCAGAAAAUCGCUUUACAAGCCAGAGGAGCAUUUCUGGUCAGUCUCUGCGUCCAUUUUCUCGGUUGACGGAUACCAGGGAGGUCUACUCAGGGCCAUCCCAAAGGCAGAUCAAUGGCUAUUGAUCACUUCUUUAGCUCGAACUGUUGAAAGAGAAGUGAUCAUCUUCGAAAUGGUUCCAGUCUAAUCCACUGUGGUCUCUGCUCUCACAUUAUUCAGUCUCUUUGUUACACCUAUCAUUUUACUCGGCAACUAGAUGGCAUGCCAUCUUGAUUGAUAGUGAGCGAUGGUUUAAGAAGUCAUCCUGCUGGAAUCUUUGAUUUUUUUUUUUCGGAUUAAAGACUUGCAUGACAAGUGCAGAAAGUGUAGUUCUACCGAUGCAGAAAUUUUACACAUUCCUUGGAACUUGA